AAAAGCCAAACUGUCAAUGAAAAAUUGAACCAACCAAAAACAAGCUUCCCAUCUAAUCAAAAAUCAUCUUUGGUUUUCCCUCUCUAGUUGGUUGAGGCAUUUGGUCGAACACCAUGAUCCCGGUGUGUUUCAGUCACCCCAAAGGAGAAGCAAGCAGCUCUCCAGUGCCUCAAAACCUAAUUACUUGCAUUUACCAAACUCAGCUCUGCAACUCACCAACAUAUCUCACCCUCACAUGGUCGAAAACCCUCUUUUCCCACUCCCUCACAAUCUACGCCGCAGACUCCUUCUCCCUCACCGUCUCCGUCUACCCAUCAACCUUCUCUUUCUUCAGAAACCGCCCAGGCUCCAAAUCCAUUCAUGUAACUCACCACCAUUACCAGAAGAUUAAAAUCUACUGGGACUUCACUCGAGCAGAGUUCACUCGCAAUUCAGCCGAGGCGGAAUCCUGCUUCUACAUCGCCAUCUCCUGCAAUUCCAGGCUCGAAUUCUUCUUGGGUGAUCUUCAGAACGAGUUGAUCCGGAGGUCUGGAUUGGUCAUGACCCGCCAUAUCCCUGAAGCGGCCCUGUUGUCCCGCAGAGAGCAUGUAUUUGGGCACAAGAGUUACGUUUCUAGAGCUGAUUUCUUGGGAUCCAAACACGAGAUAGUCAUCGAAUGCAGUGGAGGUGUGCUCCAUGUGAAAGUGGAUGGCGAAACCAGUCUUGUUGUGAAGAGAUUGGGAUGGAAAUUCAGAGGGAACGAGAGAAUUUACAUGGGUGGCGUAGAAGUUGAAUUCUUUUGGGAUGUUUUCAAUUGGGUAAAUAAUGAUGACAACAUCAGGAAUGAUUCAGAUAAAAAUGGUAACCGAAAUGGACAUGGAGUGUUCAUUUUUCAAGUCGGGGAUGGCGGUGUGUGGCCUGAAAUGGUGGGACCAGAGAAAAGGUUAAUGAGGAAGAGCUUGUCGUCUGCGGCGGGAUUGGCUGCAAUGCCGUCGGUGACAUUGUCACCAUCUCCAUCGUGCUCAAGUGUGCUGCAAUGGGCGGAGGAGAGCAGUGACUGUGGGAGGAGUUCAUCAUGUUCUUCAUCUACGAGGUCAUAUGGGAGCAAUGGAGGCUUCUCCUUGUUGGUGUACGCAUGGAAGAAGGAUUAAGAAGUUAAGUUCCUAAUGCAAAUUCAUAUUUGUUGUGACAAUUUGAUUCGCUUUAUGUGCAAAAUUCUCUUCUUUUUCGUUUUCUGCAAUAUAUUUGUUUAAUUUGCAAUAAUUAUUUCCAUACCACAAUUAAUGUUCAUGAUACAUGAGUCUAUUAACUAUGUUACGAGACUUGGGAUAAAGUCUAAAAUUUUCC
Rubroshorea leprosula is the source of this 1326-nucleotide messenger RNA. The record is from the annotation of a GenBank genome assembly. NCBI's taxonomy places the organism in Eukaryota, Viridiplantae, Streptophyta, Magnoliopsida, Malvales, Dipterocarpaceae.